GUGAAGGAGAACAACUACCGGGGCCAUGGGGACAGCGUGGACCAGCUCUGCUGGCAUCCCAGCAACCCUGACCUCUUUGUCACAGCAUCUGGGGACAAAACCAUCCGCAUCUGGGACGUCCGCACCACCAAGUGCAUCGCCACUGUCAAUACCAAAGGGGAGAACAUCAACAUCUGCUGGAGCCCUGAUGGACAGACCAUUGCAGUAGGGAACAAGGAUGACGUGGUCACAUUCAUUGAUGCCAAGACGCAUCGCUCCAAAGCUGAGGAACAGUUCAAGUUUGAGGUGAAUGAGAUCUCCUGGAACAACGAUAACAACAUGUUCUUCCUCACUAACGGGAACGGUUGCAUCAACAUCCUCAGCUACCCAGAGCUGAAACCCAUUCAGUCCAUCAACGCCCAUCCUUCAAACUGCAUCUGCAUCAAAUUUGAUCCCAUGGGAAAGUACUUUGCCACGGGCAGUGCUGACGCGUUGGUCAGCCUCUGGGAUGUGGAUGAACUGGUGUGUGUGAGGUGCUUCUCACGGCUUGACUGGCCCGUGCGGACACUCAGCUUUAGCCACGAUGGGAAGAUGCUGGCGUCGGCGUCAGAAGAUCACUUCAUUGACAUUGCAGAGGUGGAGACAGGAGAGAAGCUCUGGGAGGUGCAGUGCGAGUCCCCCACCUUCACAGUGGCCUGGCACCCGAAGAGGCCGCUGCUGGCCUUCGCCUGUGACGACAAAGAUGGCAAAUAUGAUAGCAGCAGGGAGGCAGGAACUGUCAAGCUCUUCGGGCUCCCCAAUGACUCCUAA
Nestor notabilis (Kea) is the source of this 789-nucleotide messenger RNA. It is a transcript of the gene THOC3, whose product is annotated as THO complex 3. Gene Ontology annotation, cellular component: THO complex part of transcription export complex. Gene Ontology annotation, biological process: mRNA export from nucleus. The annotation marks the transcript as partial. The transcript has 5 exons. Gene Ontology annotation, molecular function: protein binding. NCBI's taxonomy places the organism in Eukaryota, Metazoa, Chordata, Aves, Psittaciformes, Psittacidae. The record is from RefSeq and is a predicted model, not a curated record.